Anopheles moucheti is the source of this 11301-nucleotide messenger RNA. Its product is annotated as cubilin homolog. The record is from RefSeq and is a predicted model, not a curated record. The coding region runs from base 1 to 11301 and encodes 3766 amino acids. Gene Ontology annotation, molecular function: calcium ion binding. Lineage: Eukaryota; Metazoa; Arthropoda; Insecta; Diptera; Culicidae. The transcript has 15 exons.
AUGUGGUUUAAAUCGAACACUCUCGCACUGUACGUGCUGUUCCAGGUGUUUUGUUGUGUCGUUGGUGGAUUUGAUGAUCAAGCCAAAAUACUCGCUACCAACGGGCAUAUUGUUAUCGAGUCGGCACAAGACAGAAAUAUUACCUUCUACAUGAAGGGUAGCGGUCAUCUAAACAUCGGCGGGCUGAGUGUGGAGCAAGUGUUGCGGACAUUAUCGAAAAUGAUGCUCGAAGGUCGAUCAUCCACCGACGGUCAAGCUUUUCUGCCCGGAGGCAGCGUAGCCGAACAGGUUCAACUGCUGGCCACAUACGUCAGCGGCCCGUUCGGGUUGAUUAAGCGCGUGGAAUCUCUCGAACAGGAAUCAUCCACACGCAACACAACGCAGAUGAAUCCGCGCAUCGGUGCCCUGGCACGGCGCGUGAAGAACGUCGAGACAAAGCUGGCCACGCUGAUGACGACGCUGCAAACCAACCGGUGCACCAGCGGACCCUGCCAGAACGGUGGAACCUGUAUCGCGCAGUACGAUUCAUUCGUCUGUCUCUGUCCGAGCAACUGGGAGGGACAAACCUGCACUACCGAUGUGAACGAAUGUGCCCUGUUUGCCGGCACGGAUCUCGGCUGCCAGAAUGGGGCCACGUGCAAGAACGUUCACGGUGGCUACAACUGCAUGUGUACGGAUGGAUGGCGAGGAAUACACUGCAACACGCGCUCACAAGACUGUGCCACGGCCGGUGCCGACCUCUGCGGGCAUGGUACGUGCGUGCAGGCAAAGGACGGCUAUCGGUGCAUCUGUGAUCAGGGCUGGAAGACGAACGGCUUAACGCAGGCCUGCUCGCAGGACGUGGAUGAGUGCAGUGAAUCGAAACCCCACUGUUCCAAGGACCCGGAAGUAAGCUGCAUCAACCUGCCCGGCUCGUUUGUGUGCGGCCCUUGCCCGGCAGGCUACACCGGCAAUGGGUUCUACUGUGUCGACAUUGACGAGUGUGAGACAAACAACGGUGGUUGCAGUACCGCUCCGUCCGUGUCGUGCAUCAACACGAGAGGAUCUUAUCGGUGUGGUAACUGUCCCGCUGGAUAUACUGGAGAUGGUCGGACGUGUCUGGCGCAGGGUAGUCGAUGUACACAAGGACUUUGCCAUCCGAUGGCGCGCUGCGUGGAUUAUGGCAGUGCGGUGCCGAACUGCAUCUGUCUGCCGGGAUACACUGGGUCCGGGUUUGGACCGAACGGAUGUUAUCGCUCAUCGAUGAACCCGUGUGCCAGCGCUCCUUGCAGGAAUGGUGGAACCUGCGUGAAAAUCGAUGCCCAAAACUAUAGCUGCACCUGUCCACCGGAUACAGCUCCACCCAACUGCGUGCGUACGACAUCGCUCUGCGAGAUGAACCCUUGCCUGAAUGGUGGCACAUGCAUUUCUCGGGGCGGGAUCAGUUUUGAAAGGGUUGUGUGCCGCUGUACGCCCGGUUACACGGGUCUUCGCUGUCAAACGCCGGUACGGGCGUGUGGAGGUAUCCGUUACCAGCUGAACGGCACACUGCGCUAUCCCGAGAACAACUUCACCACCUACAAUCAUAACGCGCGCUGUGCCUGGUUGAUCAAAACUAAUGACACGCAGGUGCUGGACAUUACCUUCACGCAGUUUAGUCUCGAAAAUCCGGUCAGUUCGGGCGAGUGCAAGUACGAUUGGUUACAGAUACAUGACGGUCGUACAUCAGCUGCCCAGAUCAUUGGACGGUUCUGUGGCAACCAGCUGCCCCGUGGAGGUAACUUCCAAUCCACGCACAACAUGCUUUAUCUCUGGUUCCGUUCAGACAACUCCACCGCACACGAUGGGUUCGAGCUGCAGUGGAAAAGCGUCGAUCCCGUGUGCGGUGGUACGCUGACGAUCACCAGCCAUGGUAUUAUAACGUCGCCCGGCACACCCGGGAACUAUCCACCGAACCGGGACUGUAAGUGGUACCUGCAGGCACCGCAGGGUCGUCGCAUCCAGUUCACCUUCUUCACGAUGAAGAUCGAGGUGCAUGAAAGCUGUAACUACGACUUUGUGCAGAUCACCGACGGUCCGUCGGACGAGGCGAUGGUGUUGGCCAAGUACUGCAAUACAACGCAUCCACCGCCAUUGAUCACGCCCAGCAACGAAGCGACGGUAUACUUCCACAGUGACGCAAGUGGGAACGAUGCCGGGUUCCAAAUCAGCUACGCCGUCGUCGAAGGUGUGCCGGGUUGUGGUGGAACGUACACGCAGCGUGAGGGCGUGAUCAGCUCACCGCUCUCGCAAACGGACAACGUUUAUCCGAACAAUCUCAACUGUGAGUACCUGAUCAAGCUGCCAGUCGGCAGUCGGGUUAACAUCAAGUUUAGCAAAUUCCAUCUGGAGCAAAGCGAGGCCUGCAAGUUCGACUCCCUGGAGAUCUUUGACGGCAGCAGCACGGAGGAUGCGUCGCUCGGCAAGUUCUGUGGUGACCGAAUUCCGCCGACGUUCACCUCGACCGGGAACUCACUGUUGCUCAAGUUCCACACGGACUGGUCGGCACCGAAUCCCGGCUUCAGUCUGGUGUACAAAAUCAAAUGUGGCGGUACGUUUACCGAUCCGGACACGGAGCUAGUGUCACCGUCGUACCCGCAGAUGUACUUAGCAGACCAGCUGUGCGACUACGUGAUACAGGGACCGCUCGGCAAAGCGAUCAAGUUCGACUUCCAGGACUUCGACAUCGAGAAGAACAGCUUCCCGAAGUGCGAGCUCGAUUAUGUCGAACUGUACGAUGGACUGCUGCCAAACAACGAAACACUGCUCGGGCGGUACUGCAGCACAAAACCGCCACCGACCACCAUCGCAACGAAGAACGUGAUGUUGCUGCGCUUUGUCUCGGACGGUUCCGUGGCGGGACGCGGCUUCAAGGGUAACUUCUCGUUCUACGACGUCAGCUGCGGGGGUGUGUUGAUGCGCGAGGACACCAUCAUUCGAUCGCCGAUGAUUGCGGAAAGUGGCAAGUACCAGCACGAUGCACAGUGCGAAUGGAUCAUCGUAGCACCGCCGGGCCACGCAAUACAGCUGACGUGGAACAGCUUCGAGCUGGAGGUGAGCGGACGGUGCGUGUAUGACUACGUGCAGGUGUUUGACAAUUCGACGCACGGGAACAGCCUCGUCGGGCGAUACUGUGGGUCGGACAAACCGCCCGCAAUCACCAGCACGGGUAACAUACUGACGAUACAGUUUGUGACCGAUUCUUCCUCGUCGAAGGAUGGCUUCAGUUUGGCCUUUACCUUUAUUGACGUGGAGAAAUCUUGCGGUGGAAACUAUUUUGCAGCGAGCGGCAUCAUUCGUUCACCCGGCUGGCCCAAAAACUAUCUCUCCAACAAGGCCUGCGAGUGGGUCAUCACCGUGCCGAUGGGACAACAAAUUAUGCUGCUCGUACACACGUUCAAGAUGGAGAAACACAGAUCGUGCCGUUUCGAUGGGCUCACCAUACGUAAUGGCGGCACCCAAAAUUCACCCAUCAUCGGAAACUACUGCGGGGAUGACAAUUUUAAUGGCACAAUUUCCUUCACCAACCAGCUGCAUCUGCGCUUCUACUCCGACAGCUCCCGCAACUAUGCGGGUUUCAAUAUUGAGUGGGAUUCGGCCACGACCGGAUGCGGCGGUGUCCUAACCUCUCCACGUGGAUCCAUCAUCUCACCAAACUAUCCGCUCCCGUACGGACAGAAUGCGCUCUGCAUGUGGCGCAUCUCGGUGAGCGAAGGGUCGGCCAUCCACAUUAUCUUUACCGACAUGGACCUGGAGAACCACAAGGACUGCCAGUACGACUAUCUGGACAUUUACGAUGGGACCGAUAUAGGCGGCCGCAAGAUGGGUCGUUUCUGCAAUGCUGAGACGGAUCCGAUCGUGCUGGACACCGAAUCGAACCACGCGUUCAUACGCAUGCGCACGGACGACACUAACCAGCGCCGGGGAUUCCAGCUCAAGUACAACAUACUCUGCCGCCGGAACAUUACUGGGUACGGGGGGAUUAUCGAGUCACCGAACUUCCCGAACGAGUACGCCGCAUCGAUGGACUGCCGGUGGACGAUCAAGGUGCCGCUGGGCAACAAGAUCAAUCUAGAGUUUUCACACUUUGACUUCGAGGCGAUCUCACAGCAAAACCUGAACAACGCCACGCAUCAGCGCUGUCCGUUCGAUUACAUCGAGAUACAUCAGCUCGGAUCGGACUUACCGCGGCGGUACUGUGCGGAUAAGCCGCCACCGUUCGUUAGCGCGGGGCGCUCGAUCGAUCUUAUCUUCCACACGGAUGCGAGCGGUGAGCAGAUGGGAUUCCGCGCGGAGUGGUCCAUCAAUGGGUGCGGUGGACUGUUGACCAAACCGUACGGCUCGUUCACCUCACCGAACUAUCCCAACCUGUACCCGAAGGACACGGAAUGCUACUGGACGAUUAAGGUGGAGCCGAGCAAACGGAUCGAUCUGACCGUGGAAGAUUUUCAUAUGGAAGUGAACGAUCAAUGUCGUUACGAUGGUUUGUUCAUUGCCAACGAUGCCAACUUUACGCACCCGGUGGCUGUGCUAUGUCACCAGCAGGAAGAUCCGGUCCAUCUCGUCAGCAACGGCAAUGAACUGUACCUGAGGUUCGUCAGUGAUCACAGCUUCACAAACAAAGGCUUUAGGGCGACCUACAGAACGAUCGAGUCCCAAUGUGGCGGUAAGAUUACGCUGCAUCAAGGAUUCAUCAGUUCCCCCAACUACCCGUCCAACUACCCUGCAAACGUGUCCUGCUCGUGGGUGAUCGAGACGGACGUUACGCACACGCUGCAGUUGAAUAUCCAAUCAUUCGCCAUCGAGCGAUCGCCCAACUGUUCGAGUGACUCGCUGCAGGUAUACGAUGGCAUUACGGCCGAUAACGAUCGCUUGCUGUUAACGGCGUGUGGCAGUGAGCUGAACGUUAGCACCGUAUCAUCCACCGGUCGCGAGAUGCUGGUCAAAUUCCAAUCAAACGGUAUUUACGAGGCAAAAGGAUUCCAGGCAGAAUUUAAGACGAACUGUGGAACGCGUAUUGAAGUCAAACAACCCGGUAACAUACUGCUCAACAAAGCACACAAGAUGUCUUCCGAGAACUGCACCUGGGUGUUGAUAGCACCGGAACCGACAAAGCGCAUCACCUUGACGAUUGCCCAUCUGAGCGUUGAGGACGCGGAUGGUGACUGCUUUGCUAGUGUGACGGUGUACGAUGGCGAUAGCACAGACGGACCGAUACGCUUUGAAGGUUGUGGACAUAAAAUCCCACCGGCCAUCGUAAGCCGUGGCAACGCACUCACGAUAUUGAUCACCUCGGACGACGUGCUACUGAACAAGAUCGAUAAUCUGUACGUGGAGUUCACGUACACCACAUUGGACAAUGCGUGUGGAGGAAGCUUGACGGCUUUGAUGGGCGAGUUUAGCUCUCCGAACUAUCCCGAUUCGUAUCCGCUGAACGUUGAGUGCGUCUGGAAGCUAUUCGCUUCGCCGGGCAACAAGAUGACACUGUUCUUCAAGGAGCUAGACAUUGACCCAACGGACGACUGCAACGGUGACUAUCUGGAGGUGAGGGAGCGUGAUGAAAAUGGUCCACUGUUGGGCGAUUUCUGUGGCAAUCAAAUUCCAACCAAUCUUACCGAAGCGAGCAGCUUUUGGAUCAAGUUCCGUUCGAAUGAGGCGGGCGUAUCGAAAGGAUUCUUGGCGGAGUAUGCUUAUGAUAUACUAAGCGAGAUCACUGGAACGAGCGGGACGGUAACGUCGCCAAUGUACCCGCGAAGCUAUGGUAGGUCGGAGAGUAUAAGUUGGCGCAUUACCGUCGACAUAGGAUCUGUAAUAGCGAUCAAUUUCAAUCGUUUUGCCAUCGAUCGACACACGGACGAACCGGAGAUGUGCGACGGUGCGCUGGCGAUAUUCGAUGGGUACGAUGAGACGGCCGCUCCUUUGCUGAGUGGCUGUGGAUACAUUAAGCCGGACCCGGUGACCUCCACCUCGAACGUCGUUUAUGUCGUGCUCGAUCAUUCCGACAUAAUGGAAUCGUCUCUGUUUUCAUUCAACUGGCAGCAAAAGACGAUCGGCGCCACUGCAACGGUGACGGUUGAUAGCGAGAGCUUCUGCAAUGGUCAUGCGACGAUCGUGCUGAACAGCACCGACACGACGUUCAAUCUCACCUCGCCGGGCUAUCCGACCGGGUACGGUAGCGGGCUGAAUUGCAGCUGGAUCUUCCAGUCGGCAUUGCCCGCGUACCAUCCGUUCUUGAGCUUCAGUUUCAUCGAUUUGGAGGAAACGAGCGAUUGUUUGGCGGAUUAUGUGGAGGUGUUUAGCUCGCCCGAUCUGCUCUCCUGGAAGUCGUUCGGACGUCUAUGUACGUAUGCCAUCCGAGGCACGUACAAGUUUCACGGUACUCCCCAUCUAAAGGUGGAAUUCCGGACGGAUUAUUACCAGAAUCGUACCGGGUUCACUGGCACGGCGUUCCUGCGCUGCGGUGGCUUACUGACCGAUCCGAACGGCGUCAUUACACAGCCGGACUCGUUGCCAACGGUUGAGCCAGGCGUGCCGCACACCCGGCUCGAAUCGUUCGAGUCCUGCAGCUGGAACGUUAGUGUCCGACCGGGACGGACAAUUGAAUGUGCAUUCGAAAUGCUUAAUAUUACCGCGCAGACCGCAUCCACUCCGCUCGGUCCCAGCGGGUUCGUUCUUAUCAUGAACGGUAUCGACGAACAUUCGCCCCUGCUCGGACGGUUCAACGGUGUCGAGCUGCCGGGCACCAUCAAAACCAGCAGUAACCGGGCGUUCGUUCAGUAUCGACCGGGCAGGAGCGGACCAAACCAGUUCCGGCUGGUGUACCGCGAGGUAAGCGUCGAAUGCGGCGGUAACAUCGUGCUGAGCGCACAGCUCAACACGACCGACAUCGCGACACCGAACUAUCCGGAAGUACCGCCACCGCACAGUGAAUGUUUCUGGACGGUGUUGGCACCGGCAGGCGAAUUGCUCUGGGUGGAGUUUAUCGGGCAGGUUAUGCUUCCCCGGUACCCGCACUGCGAAACGGAGUACGUCCAGUUACGCGAAGGACUCACAUCGAAUGCGCCAGAGCUGAUGCAUUCCUGCAAGAGCGAUAUGUCGAAACGCGUUAUGGCCGGCACAAAUGCGCUCGCGGUAAAGUACUUUAACGAUCUCAACGAUCCCAUGGGUGGCGUUAAGCUUCGCGUGUCGCUGGCCAAAUGCGGCGGUAUAGUGCGGGGUCCUCGCGGUACCAUCACGUCCAAGAAUUAUCCCAAACCCGGUGGAUACCCGGUACCGGCGGUGUGUGAGUACUACAUCCAGCAAGGCAUGUACGGCACAGUGAUUCUCACCUUCGAAGACAUCAACCUGCCGGCAAAAGCAAACUGCAGUGGGGGAGAUCAUGUGCGCAUUGUCGCAAUUGUGCCGGGAAGCAACAAAACCGAACUCGAGCUGGGCAAGUUCUGCGGCACACAGGUACCAACGCAACCGAUAGUGAGCGUUUUGCCGUACGUGAAGGUCAUCUUUUCGGCGAGCACCAUGAGUCCGAUUUACAGUGGAUUCAAGCUGAACUACGCCUACAACUACACCCGCUGCAGCCACACGAUCGUGGGCAGUGCGGGUGAAAUUACCAGCCCUGGUUACGGCGAACCACUGCAGAAGUACUCGUUCUGCGAGUGGCGUAUCAUGGUGCCGGAGGGACGGCGUAUUAAAAUGGAAUUUAUGGAUCUGGACAUACAUGAGGACGCUUCCCAACCCUGGUUGCAGCGACUGUCAUUUUACGACGGAUUUAACUACCAAGCGCGGAUCAAGCUGAUUACCUCGGCUGAUAAGACCGGUCCGGUGUAUUCCAGCGAUAAUCGCAUGAUGUUACAGUUCCUUUCGCGAAAGUCCAGCGGCUACCGUGGGUUCCGCAUACGCUACUCCAGCGACGAACCGACGAUAUGCGAUGGGAAUCUCGAUGGAUGGCAGGGCAGUAUCACGACCCCAGCCAAUGCCAGCACGAUCGUAUGCUCAUACAAGCGCACCCAGCCCAGUCUGUCGCGGGACCCAGACAACGAACCGAACGUCGGUACGCUGGCAAUGAAUUUCCGCGAGGUUUUCAACGGUCCUUUAAAUCGCUUGUGUGUGAAUGUUGUGCGGACAGCCACAGUAACGGGGGGACCGAACUCAAUCGCAAAGCUCUGCGCAAAUGCGACCAACGUGAUGGUACUGUCGCCGUUCCACGACACCAUGAUUAACAUCGUACAGUCGCCAUUCUUUUCAAACCUUGGUUUCAAGAUGGACUACCGGGUGCAACAGUGUGGCGGUGUGUUUGGUAGCAUCAGCAACAUCAGUCGCCCAGUGGGACUCGAUCUGCAGGACUUUGACGGGUUGCACUGUGCAUGGUACGUAACCUACCCGGACCAAACGUUGAUCAGCAUCGCGUUCGAACGGUUCCGGUUGCUACAGCCCUGCGAACAGGAGUAUCUCCUCGUAUACAACGGACCCAGUCCUACGAGUCCGCUUAUUGGACGGUACUGUAACGACACGCCACCGCUAGCGGACCCGAUUACCACACAGAAGCAUCUACUGUUUAUCGAAUACCAUUCGGCACGGCGCAAUCUGUCCCUCAAUGGGAGCGACUUUAACCUGCAGCUGAGCAGCAAGAACUUUGGCUGUGGCGGCACACUGCACGCAGGUGCGCCGACAUUCGGCUCACCGCUCAAGAAAGGUAAGUACGAACCGAACCAGGAGUGCGUGUGGUUACUGCAAGCGAAUGCUGGCCAACAUAUCGGGGUGCACUUUAUCAACCGCUUCAAUCUGGAGAAGAGUGCCAACUGCACGAAGGAUUACGUGGAACUGUUCGAUCAGCGGCGCAACCGGGAAUGGGUUAGUUUGGGGCGCGUCUGUGGUAAGGAUAUACCACCAAACUUUAACUCGUCCGGCACUGCGAUGAAGGUUGUCUUCCGUACGGAUGAUACCGGUGAAGCGGAUGGGUUCACCAUCAAGUGGCAGUCGAAUUGUGGUGGAAUAUUCUACGCUGAGCAGGAGACAAACGUCAUCGUCAGUCCGAACUAUCCGGCCAAGUAUAACAACAUGCAGGCGUGCAACUACACCAUCCUGGCGAACUCUUCCGAUGCGGGCGUUGUGAUCAACUUCCUGGACUUCGAACUCGAGGACACGCUCGUAUCGUCCGUGUGCGCGUACGACAAUCUAACCGUGUACCGGAAGCUUCAGUUUGCCGAACCGCUUAGCUGGGAAAAGGUUGGUACGUACUGUCGCAACACGCCCCCAGCACGGUUCCGCGUGACAGACCGUGCCGCGAUCGUGUUCCGAACGGAUCGUUUCAUACAAGCGCGAGGCUUCCGGUUCGAGUACAGCCUGGAUACGUGCGGUUCCAACAUCACCAGCUCGAUGCGCAUCCAAAGUCCCGAGCAGCUUCCUCAGGAGGCUACGUACGGGCCCGCUUUAACCUGCCGCUGGUACCUCACCAUUCCGCAGGGGCAGAAGGUGACGAUACGGUUCGAAACUCUCGAAAUCGAACACACCGAAUCGUGCUAUUUCGACACGGUGGAGGUCUACCGCGGGCUGGAAGCAAACCACGACAACCGGUUGGCUUUGCUGUGCGGCAAUCUAACGAAACACGCGCCAGCCAUCUCAAUCAGCGACUCCCGCCAUGGUCUGAUAACAUUCAAGACGGAAUCGUUCUCGUCGAUCCGGGGCAAAAUGUCCGCCUUGAUACUGUACACACCGGACUGCGACAAACACAUCACACUCGAUGAGCGUUCGCCGAGCUAUCGGCUCAAUGUUAUCGGCAGUGGGAACAACCACGUCCAGGACUGCCAGUACGUUAUUCAAGCACCCAACGGAUACACGCUGCGGGUGGUGUUCGAUCAAUUCCACGUCGGAUCGUCACGCAACGCAUCGGUGGCAAACUGUACGGAUGAUUUUGUGGAGUUGCGCGACGGUGGUAGCGUGUUUUCGCAGCUAAUGGGCCGUUUCUGCGGCAACGAUCGGAUCAACCCACAAACUACCUUCAGCUCGACGCUACACUUCCGGUACGUGACGGAUUCCGCACUGCGGGGCACGCUGUUCGAUGCGACCAUCACGAUGAUUCCGUCGCUGUGUGGACAGAUGCAUCACAAUCUUACGGGCGGCGCGAUUGUUACGCUUAAUACACCCAACUUCGGUGGCAGCAACAUGUAUCCACCGAACAUCAAGUGUUUGUGGCUGUUGGAAGCUUCCGCUGGGAAGACGAUUGAGAUACAGUUCUUACAGAUGGACCUCCAGAAGUACGAUGAAACCAACCGGGAAUGUAAGGACUACAUAGGCAUCCGGGAUGCUUCGCUAAAAGCGGUCAUUUAUGAAGGUCUUGGCAAUUCCCUCAUCUUCAACGGAGGAACCGCUAGCAAGGCUAGCUUCUAUCAUGGCUCUCGGUACGCAAACGCUUACCAUAUCUACUGCGGCACAAACUACGUUCCCAGCACCUACGUAUCUAUCGUCAAUCGGGUGUAUGUCAGCUUCGAAAGUGAUGCUUCGAUCGAGGGCAAGGGUGUAUCGCUGCGGGUGCACGAAAGCAACUUGUGUGCCAAAAACUACACUGCAUUGCAGGGUCGAAUCGUGCAGAACGAAAUGCUCAAAGAUCAACGGUGCACGAUCACGGUUCAAGUACCACGCAACUACACGAUCGCUCUCUACUUCAACUCGUUCUAUCUGUACAACGUGGAUUGUGCCGUCCAUGCGCUUAAAGUGUACAGCGGACCAGAGGAGAGCGCCGAACAGUUGCUGGGAGAGUACUGCAACUUUGCCACGCCAGAUCCUAUCUUCAUGCCCGGCAACUUCCUGCGAAUUGUAUUCCCUGCGACCGAUCGAGACUUUAUAUCGCUGCAGCUAGAUGCCACGUACGUGGCUACCGACCAAGGUCAGGGUUGUGGAGGUGAACUAUACAACUACGGCGGUGUGUUUAGCAGUCCGCUCUAUCCAGCGAACAAUCGGACGCGCAUGAUGUGCCUGUGGACGGUGACCGUGCCCAAUAAUUUGGUCGUGGCGUUACAAUUUACUGUUUUCGAUCUUGGUAGCAAAUCAAGUUGCGCCACCGAUUAUCUGGAGAUACUCGACCGGGACGAACAACCGAAUGCAGAUGAAGCAAGCACAGAGAAGGAUAAGGUCGUACGGCAGCAUUGCGGUGGUGAUAAGCCGGCAAACUAUAUUAGCACCGGCAGUACCGUUCGGGUGCGGUACAGGAAAACGCAAAACUUUGCCGGUGUCGGUUGGAUGAUAAAGUUCAUGGGCGUCGAAAAGGGUGUCGCGGUCAACGAAUAUUAA